Lactuca virosa is the source of this 1891-nucleotide messenger RNA. Lineage: Eukaryota; Viridiplantae; Streptophyta; Magnoliopsida; Asterales; Asteraceae. The record is from the annotation of a GenBank genome assembly.
AUGGUCUCCUAUUCCAGCUGGAAUGGUAAAAGGAUGCAUGCCAAUGGUGAUCUUAUUACUGGAUACCUCAAGAACAAGCUUAAUUUCAAGGGUUUUGUUAUCUCAGAUUGGGAAGGAAUCGACCGAAUUACUUCCCCUCCUCAUUCCAACUACACUUACUCUGUCCUGGCUAGCGUCUUAGCUGGCAUUGACAUGGUGAUGGUCCCUAAUAACUACAAAGAGUUCAUUAAUGAUCUCACAUAUCUGGUGAAGAACAACUUCAUCCCAAUGGAACGUAUUGAUGAUGCUGUGAGCAGAAUUUUACGAGUCAAAUUUACAAUGGGACUGUUUGAGAACCCUCUUGCAGAUUUCAGUCUAGUUAACGAGGUUGGAAGCCAGGCACACAGAGACAUAGCAAGAGAGGCAGUAAGGAAAUCGCUAGUGCUUUUGAAGAAUGGGAAAAGGACAGAUGAACCAAUGCUACCACUCCCCAAGAUGUCAUCAAAGGUUUUGGUUGCUGGAAGUCAUGCUGAUAAUCUGGGCUACCAAUGUGGUGGUUGGACAAUCGGUUGGCAAGGAUUUAGCGGGAAUCAAAACACCACAGGAACAACUAUCCUAAACGGAAUCAAAUCUGCUAUUGACCCCACCUCCGAUGUCACUUACAAUGAGAAUCCCAACACUGAAUUCAUUAAAUCAAAUAACUUCUCUUACGCCAUAGUCAUCGUUGGUGAACAUCCUUACACCGAAAUGUUUGGAGAUAGUUCAAACCUGACAAUCGCGGAUCCCGGUCCAAGUGUCAUCACAAAUGUUUGCAGCCAAAUAAAGUGCGUUGUCGUCAUCAUAUCCGGUCGCCCGGUUGUGAUCGAACCGUAUAUGUCUGCAAUCGAUGCUUUGGUUGCCGCUUGGUUACCUGGCACCGAAGGCCAAGGUGUGGCGGAUGUUCUUUUCGGUGACCAUGAGUUCACCGGAAAACUUCCCAGAACUUGGUUUAGAACUGUAGACCAACUCCCAAUGAACAUAGGAGAUCUGCAUUAUGAUCCCCUCUUCCCCUUUGGAUUUGGACUCACAACAAAAUCAGUUAUCGACAGGUCAAUAUCUAGUGGGGCCAUUGGAACACCAUCUGUAGCUGUGGUUUUGGGUUUGGUGGUUAUCGGUUUUUGUUUAUCGCAAAGGCUCAAGCAUCGAGGAAACAAAAAAUAUGAGUUUAUCCAAGGUGAAGGUCAAGAGAUGGUCGGAGUCGGAGGGAGCCUUCAUCGUUGAAGCACUUCCACUUCACCUCGUCGGAAAAUCUGAAUGGGUGGGGUUGAGACUUGGGCUGUCUAAGCCUACUUGGUAUAUUUUAUCUCGACUGGAGCUCCCCAAACCAAAAAGCUCAUUUAUUGGUCCUAGCGGCAGCGCAAUUAAAUAUUUUAUGGGUUAUUCAUUUUGAAUUGGAGACCCGACCCAUUUUCAUGAUCUAGUUUCUUCUUCUUGGGAUCUCAAUGGGCUUUUCUAGACUGAUUUACUUCUUGUUUGUUGUAUUUAUUGCUACAUUAUUCAAAUAUAAAACGCCGAUGUCUGCUUGCUUUCCUUGAUAACCAGAAAGGUUGCUAGAAGGAAGCGAGGGCCGAGGGCCGAGGUCAUCAUCAACAAACAAACAAACACUAGUUAGGGCUAGAACACCUUCGGUGCAACUCUCACGUCAGAUGCUGAGACGUUUGGUGGUUUCCGGUCAUGAUACAUAAACUUGUAUACAUUGAUGAUCUUUUUAUGACAUAGGCAUCAUAAUUCAUUGAUGACAAAAUGGGGAAAAUGGUUAUGUGGUUUGUCAUUCUACAUGGCUAGGGGUUCUAUUGUUUCAAAAUUGCAAAUUUCAUAUUUUUUAACUGGUGUCGUAGAUUUGAUCCUGUUAAAACUAAAAACAUUUUUUUUA